AUGAAUUCAGUUCAGACAAUAUUUUUUGGAAUACGUGAAUAUCUCAGCCCCGUGCUCAAGAAUUCAAAAUUUAAAGAAACCGGUUGCAUUACACCUGAAGAGUUUAUAGCCGCCGGUGACUUUUUAGUUUAUAAAUGCCCAACCUGGAAUUGGGAAAGCGGAGAGCCAAGCAAAAGACGCGACUACUUGGCCGCUGAAAAACAAUUCCUUAUCACAAGAAAUGUGCCUUGCUUGAGACGAGUUAAACAAAUGGAAUAUAUUGAUGAAGAUGCAGAAACUCAAAUUGAAACAGAAGAUGGAGAGGAAGCCUGGGUGGCGACUCAUAGUGGUCGCGCUGCGACGAACAUUGAGGAAAUUGCACAGCCAAUUGAAGGAGACGAAGAUGAAGUUAACAAGAGAAUAAGCAAAAUUGUACUGGAGGACAUAAAUGACAAAGAGGACGUUGAUAUUCCAGACAUGGAUGAUAUUCCAGACAUUGAAGAAGUUGAGGAUGAAGUGGUUGAAGAAGACGAUCCGGCGGCGUUGGGCAACGGGACUUCUUUAGACGAUGGCCCCAGUGACAAAAUUCUUCAAGUUCGGACAUAUGAUGUUUUUAUCACGUAUGACAAAUAUUAUCAAACUCCUCGCAUGUGGCUUUUUGGUUAUGACGAGCAUCGUCGACCGUUGACAUCAACACAAAUUUUUGAAGACGUUUCUCAAGAUUAUGCAAAAAAGACAGUAACAAUCGAAACUCAUCCACAUUUAAACAUGUCUUUAGCGAGCAUUCAUCCUUGUCGUCACGCUCAGGUCAUGAAAAAGAUCAUUGAAAAGAUGAAUGAAGAAAGUGUUAAAAAGUUUGAGUUGCUACAGCAACAAUCAGCAAAUGCACCACAAUUAGAACAAGCACAAGUGAGAGUUGACCAAUAUCUCAUUAUAUUCUUAAAAUUCAUGUCAUCUGUGGUGCCAACUAUUGAUUAUGAUCACACUAUCAGUGCCUGA
Messenger RNA from Acaulospora morrowiae, 978 nucleotides. Lineage: Eukaryota; Fungi; Glomeromycota; Glomeromycetes; Diversisporales; Acaulosporaceae. The record is from the annotation of a GenBank genome assembly.